Messenger RNA from Thamnophis sirtalis, 358 nucleotides. The record is from RefSeq and is a predicted model, not a curated record. Lineage: Eukaryota; Metazoa; Chordata; Lepidosauria; Squamata; Natricidae.
UCACUGGAACCAUUGGUUAAGACCCUGAGGGACUUGGCUGGCUUGGAUACUUUCAUCCUUUGUUGUUACGAAGAAAGGACUGUGGGACAAAACCCAGAAGUAGAGAAAAGAUACUUUGAGCUUCUUCAGAGAGACUUUGAGUUGCAAAAGGUUCCCUUGGGUGAACAUGAUGAAGAAUAUCGGAGUGAAGACAUUCAUAUCUUUAUCAUGCAAAAGAAAAAAAUGAAUAUUUCAUCAUGAAAUCCUUGAUGGUGUUUUCUGACCUCUAAUUUACAGAAGAACUCUGAAGAAAAUUGGAAAUUAAAGAAUUUUUAAUAAAUUUUCUGCAGAACAUCUCUGAAGAAUCAGCAUAUUGUUU